Molecule: messenger RNA, 1665 nt
Organism: Betta splendens (Siamese fighting fish)
Lineage: Eukaryota; Metazoa; Chordata; Actinopteri; Anabantiformes; Osphronemidae
Gene: xpa
Product: xeroderma pigmentosum, complementation group A
Exons: 5
Coding region: 110-937 (275 amino acids)
Biological process (GO): nucleotide-excision repair, DNA damage recognition; base-excision repair; UV-damage excision repair
Cellular component (GO): nucleotide-excision repair factor 1 complex
Molecular function (GO): damaged DNA binding
Source: RefSeq, a predicted model, not a curated record
GAAGAAGAAGAAACCCGGAAGCGCGGCUGUCAGUUUUAUAACAGUCAACCAGCAGCUGGACUCUGUGGAGCGGAGCUGGUGGAUUCGUUUCCAUGUGAUAACCGGCCAUAUGGAACCGCCAGAGUCAGACGGGGUGGAUGCAGCCGGGCCCUGCCCAGAACAGAGCCCUAAGCCGGAGCUGUCUCCAGCGAUGCGCGCUAAGAUCGAGAGAAACCGCCAGCGCGCCUUGCUGCUCCGACAAGCCCGACUGGCGAGCCGCCCUUUGUCCGCCACCGAGGGCGCAACGUCUGCCAAAGUGUCCAAGACAGUGGACUCUGGUGCCGGCUUCUUUAUCGAGGAGGAGGAAGACGGGGAGACGGAGGAGAAAGCCAGGAAGGUGGUGCAUCAGCCAGCUCCGGUCAUAGAGCCAGACUACCUGGUGUGCGACGACUGUGAAAAGCCCUUCAUGGACUCCUACCUAAGCAACAGCUUCGACCUGUCGGUGUGUGACAAGUGCAGAGACAACGAGGAGAAACACACGCUGAUCUCUAGGACUGAGGCCAAGCAGAGCUACUUAUUAAAGGACUGUGACCUGGACAAGAGGGAGCCACCACUCAGGUUUAUACUGAAGAAAAAUCCACACAACCCACGCUGGGGGGACAUGAAGCUCUACCUGAAACUACAGGUGGAGAAGAGAUGUAUGGAGGUGUGGGGAUCAGAGGAGGCUCUGGAGGAGGCUCGUGAAACCAGGGAAGAAAACAAAGAGCUGCAGAAGCAGAAGCGCUUCAACAAGAAAGUCAAAGAGCUGCGCAGGGCAGUGAGGAGCAGUAUGUGGACCAAGGACACCAGUGUUCACCAACAUCAGUAUGGACCGGAAGAGGUGGUGGAUCCUGAGGAGGACCUCUACAGGAAAACCUGUACUACCUGUGGACAUGAACUCACCUAUGAGAAAAUGUAGACUCACGCACACACACAUCUGUUACAUUGCAGCAUGUGUUUCAGUGAAUCCUUUCUCCUUCCAGUGUGUCUCUGCACAGUAAUGACAACACUCCAUACUGAUCAAAAACAAGGGCCUAAAAGCAGUGCGAGUCUGCAUCACAAAAGGAAGUAAUAAUGUGUAUUUGACUGUAACAAACAUUGGAUCAAAGUUGGUGAAUAUUUUUACCAAUAACACGACAGCUUUUGCACCCACUGUUGCCUCACCACGGUCUCUGUUGCGGUUUAUUUCUUAUGUAGGAACACUCACUAUUAAAAUGUGUCUCACUUUUCAGUGUUUAAGGUCUAUGGCCCUUUAAAAAAUGUGAAUUGAAUGAUGCUAAGUUAUAAAAUGUCUACAGACAGGUUUGCUGUAGUCAGUUCAUCUGCCAUCGCCGUUUGUGGCCUGAUCGACUGCAGUCUUGACUGAUGUAAUACAUAAGGUAUUCUGUACCACUCUUUAUGGUUUACUCUUCACUCCAUAGCAUUAACUUCCACCUACUGUGUCAGUGGAGAGGUGUGGACCUCAGUGUGAUGGCACUGAGAAACGGCCUCACAGUGAUGCUGUGGCAUUUGCUCAGGACUUAUUUUGAUAAUUUCUUAAAUGACGUUGAGACUGACAAAAACAAAUCUUUGUAAUAUGAAUUUAUUUGAUGUAAAGGUUCACUGAAUUGUGAUGCUCAAUUAAAUGUAUUUUUAUCUAGUUCAUAA